Molecule: messenger RNA, 1073 nt
Organism: Nicrophorus vespilloides
Lineage: Eukaryota; Metazoa; Arthropoda; Insecta; Coleoptera; Silphidae
Product: UPF0553 protein C9orf64 homolog
Exons: 2
Coding region: 78-1073 (331 amino acids)
Source: RefSeq, a predicted model, not a curated record
UAUUGGUUAAUCCUUGAAAAUCGGCGAUUUUCAAUUAGCAACUAAAGGAAUUACUUGAACAUUAUCUUUGGUUGAAAAUGUUUUCCAAUCCACGAGAAUCCGGAAAAUUUAUAUCUGCUAAUGCAGAACAUAUAAAAAUAUUGCCGGAAGGUGUGGAAAAGUUCGGAGCUGAAUUGGCGAAAGUUAUCAAUUCAGGAGAAUUAUCUGUAGAGAAUUUUGGUCAAACAGCUGUACACCCAACUGCCAAUGAUCCAUUUGCUUUGGAUUGGAUAUUUGUGGUAGAUACAUUAAAUUUUUGUUUCUGGUCCCGUGAGAAUGAGGAAGGAUGGAAAGUGGAUGGAUAUACAGGCUAUUAUGCAUUAUGUGCAGCUAUCAACCGGGCAAUGAAAGAGGGCAUUGAUAUAUCAAAUCCUAAAUUCUAUUCCACAAUAACUGAAGAACAACUGUCUAAAGUAUUGCGCAGUGAUAAUGAUGUUCAUAUUCCUCUAUUUAAGGAAAGGUUGAGAUGUUUGCAUGAAGUUGGUGAAGCACUGCUCAAGAAUUUUGAAGGAUCUUUUGAAAAUGUUGUAAAGAAAGCUGAUAAAAGUGCUGCUAUCUUGCUUAAAAUAGUAGUUGAUAAUUUUCCUUGCUUCAGAGAUCAAGCCACAUUCAAGGGGAAAAAUGUGUCCAUACUCAAAAGAGCACAAAUUUUAAUUGGAGAUAUUUGGGCAUGUUACCUUGGAAAUGGUAUUGGUCACUUUAAUGAUAUUGAAGAGAUCACAAUGUUUGCUGAUUAUCGAGUACCUCAAACUUUGUUAUAUUAUAAUGUUCUAGAAUAUAGCAAGGAAUUAUUAGAAAAAUUGAAUACAGGCAAUAUAUUAGAAAAUGGAGAUGAAAUGGAAGUAGAGAUCAGAGGGUGCUCUAUACAUGCAGUAGAAUUAUUAAAAGAAGUAGCUAUAAAGAAAAUUGAUAAGGAUAAGAUCAUAAAUAGUAUUUUGAUAGAUCAUUUCUUGUGGGAUUUCCGAAGAAAACACGCCCAAGAGAUAUUAACAAUGAAAUUACCUUUUCAUAAAACAUUUUCUAUAUAUUAUUAA